Messenger RNA from Diospyros lotus (date-plum), 4506 nucleotides. RefSeq names its product ABC transporter B family member 1. Lineage: Eukaryota; Viridiplantae; Streptophyta; Magnoliopsida; Ericales; Ebenaceae. Gene Ontology annotation, molecular function: ATP hydrolysis activity; ABC-type transporter activity; ATP binding. Bases 316 to 4347 code for a protein of 1343 amino acids. Gene Ontology annotation, cellular component: membrane. Gene Ontology annotation, biological process: transmembrane transport. The transcript is spliced from 10 exons. The record is from RefSeq and is a predicted model, not a curated record.
AACCCAAUCUCAAGUUUCUUACAGUAUUUCUUGUCGGCCCGGCCAAGCCUCUCUCUCUCUUCAUUCCCACUCCACUCCUCUCUCUCUCUCUCUCUCUCUCUCUGCUUAGGCCAGAAGCAACUGAAGAAACCACCCAAAACUGUAGGAAAAACAAAACACAAAUAAAAAUCAGAGCUUGUUUUGUAGUUUGAACAGUUGUUCUCUCUCUCUCUCUCUCUGACAUGUUGUGGGAGAGAUGAGAGAAAAGUCUAGAGAGGGAAAAGUGAACGCGAGGAAAACCGAGCUCCAAAGUGUUGGAGAGAGAAAGAGAGAGCAAUGUCACAAAAUUCCGAGGAGAUAAAGACGAUUGAGCAAUGGAAAUGGUCUGAAAUGCAAGGCCUCGAGCUCGUAGUGUCAGCCAAUUCAGAGACAACCUUUAAAGGCGACAACCCAUCGCCCAAUUCAACAGCCCGUGAGAUAGAGGGAAAGGCGUCCGAAGAAAGACGAGAAAUGGAGGUAAAGAAAAAUGGUGGCCAUGAAGAGAAGCUCGGUUCUUCUCCGGCCUCAUCUGCCUUCGGCGAGCUCUUCAGAUUCGCCGACGGCUUGGACUAUGUUUUGAUGGCUAUUGGAACGUUUGGCGCCAUUGUUCAUGGCUCUUCCUUGCCCUUGUUCCUCAGAUUCUUCGCCGAUCUUGUUAAUUCUUUUGGGUCUAAUGCCAACAACAUUGACAAAAUGACACAAGAAGUUGUCAAGUAUGCGUUUUACUUUCUUGUUGUGGGGGCUGCAAUAUGGGCAUCUUCAUGGGCAGAGAUUUCAUGUUGGAUGUGGACUGGAGAAAGGCAAUCCACCAAAAUGAGGAUCAAGUACUUGGAGGCAGCUCUGAACCAGGAUAUUCCAUUUUUCGAUACAGAGGUCCGAACAUCCGAUGUGGUUUUCGCCAUUAACACUGAUGCCGUGAUGGUCCAAGACGCCAUUAGCGAGAAGCUGGGUAAUUUCAUACACUACAUGGCAACGUUUGUGUCUGGAUUUGUAGUGGGUUUCACUGCAAUCUGGCAGUUGGCUCUGGUCACUCUUGCUGUGGUUCCUCUCAUAGCCAUAAUUGGAGCCAUUCACACCACCACAUUGGCAAAGCUCUCCGCCAAGAGCCAAGAAGCUCUUUCCCAAGCAGGAAACAUUGCAGAACAGACAAUAGUUCAAAUCCGGACGGUUCUGGCCUAUGUUGGCGAAUCAAGAGCAUUACAAGCCUACUCCUCGGCGUUGAAGGUUGCUCAGAGGCUCGGAUACAAGAGCGGAUUUGCCAAGGGAAUGGGGCUCGGAGCAACCUACUUCGUCGUAUUUUGUUGCUAUGCUCUGCUGCUCUGGUAUGGUGGCUAUCUGGUUAGGCACCAUUAUACAAAUGGAGGACUUGCCAUUGCCACGAUGUUUGCUGUAAUGAUAGGUGGCCUAGCUCUAGGACAAUCGGCUCCAAGCAUGGCUGCAUUUGCCAAGGCCAGGGUUGCAGCCGCGAAGAUAUUUCGUAUAAUUGAUCACAAACCGGGUGUUGAGAGAAAUAGCGAAUCGGGUGUUGAAUUAGAUGCUGUCACGGGACUGGUUGAGCUGAAAAACGUUGAUUUUGCCUACCCAUCGAGGCCUGAAGUUCAAAUUCUCAGCAAACUCUCUCUGACUGUUCCUGCUGGAAAAACUAUAGCUUUGGUGGGAAGCAGUGGCUCCGGCAAGAGCACUGUGGUAUCUCUGAUUGAGAGAUUCUAUGAUCCUACCUCAGGGCAAGUUCUGUUGGACGGGCAUGAUAUAAAGACUUUGAAGCUGAAAUGGCUGAGGCAGCAAAUUGGUCUGGUGAGCCAGGAGCCUGCUCUGUUUGCCACCACCAUCAAAGAGAACAUACUGUUGGGUCGUCCCGGCGCAUCUCUGGUUGAGAUCGAAGAAGCUGCCAGAGUCGCCAACGCCCAUUCGUUCAUUAUCAAGCUUCCCGAUGGCUACGACACUCAGGUGGGAGAAAGGGGCCUUCAACUCUCAGGCGGGCAAAAGCAGAGAAUAGCCAUAGCGAGGGCAAUGCUGAAAAACCCGGCAAUCUUGCUUCUAGAUGAGGCAACAAGUGCAUUGGACUCCGAGUCAGAAAAGUUAGUGCAAGAGGCUCUGGAUCGAUUCAUGAUCGGGAGAACAACCCUUGUCAUUGCACACCGUCUCUCCACUAUCCGGAAGGCUGACCUUGUCGCGGUACUACAGCAGGGUAGCGUCUCAGAAAUCGGAGCUCACGAUGAGCUUAUGGCUAAAGGAGAAAAUGGAGUUUAUGCAAAGCUCAUCCGGAUGCAAGAAACAGCUCACGAAACUGCACUUAAUAAUGCCAGAAAGAGCAGUGCAAGGCCUUCCAGUGCCAGGAACUCAGUGAGUUCACCAAUAAUUGCCCGAAACUCCUCUUACGGCCGAUCCCCAUACUCACGCCGGCUAUCUGACUUCUCUACAUCUGACUUUAGCCUCUCGCUGGACGCUUCACAUCCUAAUUAUCGCCUGGAAAAGUUGGCAUUCAAGGAACAAGCCAAUUCCUUCUGGCGCCUCGCAAAAAUGAACUCUCCCGAAUGGGCUUAUGCGCUGGUUGGCUCGAUAGGCUCUGUUGUUUGCGGCUCCCUCAGUGCCUUCUUUGCGUAUGUUCUGAGUGCAGUCUUAAGUAUCUACUACAAUCCAGAUCAUGCUUACAUGAUUCGAGAAAUCGCAAAAUACUGCUAUCUGUUGAUCGGGGUUUCUUCAGCCGCACUCAUCUUCAACACGUUACAGCACUUCUUUUGGGAUGUUGUGGGAGAAAACCUUACCAAACGGGUCAGGGAAAAAAUGUUGGCGGCAGUGCUGAAAAAUGAAAUAGCAUGGUUCGAUCAAGAGGAGAAUGAGAGUUCUAGAAUUGCAGCCCGGCUGGCUCUUGAUGCCAACAAUGUCAGGUCGGCUAUUGGAGACCGUAUUUCUGUGAUCAUGCAGAACUCAGCACUAAUGAUCGUUGCCUGCACUGCCGGGUUCGUUUUGCAGUGGCGGCUAGCUCUUGUCCUCAUAGCUGUCUUUCCAGUGGUGGUUGCAGCCACUGUCCUUCAGAAAAUGUUCAUGCAAGGUUUCUCUGGCGACCUAGAAGCUGCGCAUGCGAAAGCCACGCAACUGGCAGGAGAGGCCGUAGCCAAUGUGAGAACCAUUGCUGCCUUCAAUUCGGAGUCAAAAAUCGUCAGCCUUUUCACCAAUAGCCUGCAAGCUCCACUUAGGCGCUGCUUCUGGAAGGGACAGAUUGCUGGGAGUGGGUACGGGAUAGCCCAAUUCUCACUCUAUGCUUCCUACGCCCUUGGCCUUUGGUAUGCCUCCUGGCUUGUAAAGCAUGGGAUCUCCGAUUUUUCUAAGACGAUCAGAGUCUUCAUGGUUCUCAUGGUCUCUGCUAACGGUGCAGCAGAAACAUUGACACUGGCCCCUGACUUCAUUAAGGGUGGGCGAGCCAUGAGGUCAGUGUUUGACCUUCUUGACCGCAAAUCUGAAAUUGACCCGGAUGAGCCGGACCCGGACUCUGCCCCAGUUCCUGAUCGCCUUCGUGGGGAGGUGGAAUUCAAGCACGUGGACUUCUCUUACCCCACGCGCCCUGAUGUGCCAAUUUUCCGAGACCUCAGUCUUCGCGCGCGAGCUGGAAAGACUCUUGCUCUUGUGGGGCCUAGUGGUUGCGGUAAGAGCUCGGUCAUUGCUUUGAUAGAACGAUUAUACGAGCCGUCUUCUGGAAGGAUCAUGAUCGACGGGAAGGACAUCCGAAAAUACAAUCUCAAGUCGCUGCGACAACACAUUGCAGUGGUGCCACAGGAGCCGUGCCUCUUUGCAACAAGCAUCUAUGAAAACAUUGCCUAUGGACGCGAGUCAGCUACUGAAGCGGAGAUAGUUGAAGCUGCCACUCUAGCAAAUGCCCACAAGUUCAUAUCAUCGCUCCCGGAUGGUUACAGAACAUGUGCUGGGGAGAGGGGAGUUCAACUGUCUGGUGGACAAAAGCAAAGAAUUGCGAUUGCCCGGGCUUUCUUAAGGAAGGCAGAGCUAAUGCUACUCGACGAAGCCACUAGUGCUCUUGAUGCUGAGUCAGAAAGGUGCGUUCAAGAGGCUCUGGAGCGCGCUUGCUCCGGAAAGACCACAAUUGUGGUUGCUCACCGGCUAUCAACCAUAAGAAACGCUCAUGUCAUUGCUGUGAUAGACGAUGGAAAGGUGGCCGAACAAGGCUCCCACUCGCACCUUCUGAAAAACCACCCCGAAGGGAUUUAUGCUCGGAUGAUUCAGUUACAGAGAUUCACACGUGGGCAGGCUGUGAACAUGGCAUCAGGCUCUAGUUCUUCAGUUCGUCCAAGAGAAGACGACGAGAGAGAAGCCUAGUGAAGUUGAAAGAAACAUACCACUUGACAGGAGUUCCAUCUCCUGCACUCGUUGAUGAUUUUUUGGAUGUAAGUUUCUUCUCGUCUUCUGUUUUGGUGUAGCAUAUAUCAUGUCUACCAUCUAAAGUUCUACCAUAGUAUAUGCUCCUCUUUCUCAUCA